AUGUUUAAUUUCUUCAAAAGGAAAGGCGGGAAACCCGAGGCCGAGCCGGGAACGCCCGACAACAUCCGAAAGCUCCCGAACCCCGAACAUACAAAAUUAACAUCAGUCUCCGCGCGCGCGCAACGAAACGACACAGAACCAAACGAAAAAUUCAACUCUAUACGUAAAGAUGUAGUGAACUUAUUAUUACCCGAAACCGAUUACAACAACCAGAAGUCAGGAGUAGGAGCCAUCUUGCAAAUAAUGGCGGGUAAACGGAAAAAGGGUAAACGGAAGAACGCACGGACCGAAUCGUGCCGAGUGAGCCCCUUGAAAGAGACGAACGUAGUGCAGAGGAGCAACUCUGAACGUAUAGUGCCUGACGUCAUCGUUCCCACACAAGCCAAAAAUAUACCAGACGAUGCAGACUUCGUCAAAGCGCUGGUACUGCAGAAAUAUUCGAAAGGCAACGAUAAUAAUAAGCAACACGUGUCUUUGGUGUACGUGAACGAACCUGAUAUAGAUGAAAAAAAACAUGCAGAAGCAUUACUCCGUGAGAUCGCGCGAACUAUAGACAGCACAGUAGACCAGUUAAAUGAGGGGAAACAAAUGGGUGCCAACGAUAGCAAACUUAAUAAGAGUGAACCUAUGUACGAAACUAUUGAUGAACGCCGUGCUGCAUACAGAAACGAAUUAAACAGUGAAUUAAAUAAAUUAUUAGACAAAGACUCUAAAAGUGAUUCUUUAAAGUCAGUUGACGGAGACUCUCCUGGCAUUUCAAAAAAAUCUAACUUAAAACCUCCUAGAUCAGACACUGAGGGGUGUUCAGACGAUGAUAGGUCUGAUAGUGGCAAGAAAAGAGUGACUUUUAGAAAGCAUAUAGUCUUCGAUGAUGGAGAACAACAGACUGAUGAAGAAGUGUGCUCCUCUUUCGAGUCUCUAAGCUCGGAAGAUGAAGAGUAUCUCGAAGACGCUGACGAUAUAUUAUUCGAGGAUAAUAAAACAGUUAUCAACUUGAACGAGAAAACAGAACCUAUAACGAUUAAAGUGGAAAGUCCUGAUGAUUUAGUAAGGCUUUCGAGUGAUAAUAGUGAUAGUGGUUUUAUUGAGAUAGGUGAUAGGAGUGAGGUUGAGAGGACGGUGGAGGACAGUGAUGAGAGUGAAGGCAGUGAGUGUGAUGAGAGUGAGACAGAAGAGGAGAUUAUAGAGGAGAUAAUUGAAGAGAUCAUAUGCGAGCCGAUCGUUGAUGAACCGGAAAGUCAGAAGCAUUUGGAUAAUCAGAAGACUCUCGUCUCACAAGAGAGUAAAUUCCAGUCCCAAGUUGCGGCACUUACAGAGUUAGCUGACAACAGAUGUGGGGAAGCAGAGAAGGCGAGAGAACUCAUCUCCUCUUACAGACAGGAAAUAGAAGAGAAGGACCAGGAAAUUGAACAGUUAAAAUGCGAGCUCGCAGCUGCUUACAAGGAGUCAGAGCUGGUGAGGCAGCGGAGUCGUUCGUUAGAAGAGGAACUCUCUGCAGCCAGGACUUGUUCCGCAGACUUAGCUGAACAACUGCAGAGGCGGAACGAUGAAUCCAUCAGGCAGAUCAAAGCAGAAUUGGAGGAUGCUCUCGCUCACAGAGCCGAACUUGAGUCACGGGUGCUCGCGUUAGAGCGAGACAAAGAUAGACUCGAGCAGGAGAAAAUAUUACAGGAGCAUAAAGCACAAGAGGCUUUAGCAGCUGCAGAAGCGAAUACAACAAAAUGGCGUGCUGCACACGAGGCCGCGCGUUCACAAGCCGCCGCUCGCGCAGAAAGAAUGCUGGCAGACUGCGAAUGGAAGAUGAGGGAGCUGGAGAAAAGAGCCAGAGAUAACGAAAAGCAAAAGAAAGAGUUGACAGAAACGGUAGAAAAAUUAAAAGCUGAGUCUCAACCCUCUCCAGCUCAAGUCGCAGAACUCCAACAGCUAAGAGGAGUGGUUUCGGAGCAACAGCGCUCUGUCUUGUCUCUAACCCUUCAGUUGCAAAAAGUGGAGACAAGAGAAGAAGCGCUGAAGCUCGAAGUAUAUAGACUGAAAGAGCUGUUAGACAGAGAAACCGCUAGUGGGAAAGAAAAGGAAGAAAGACAUCAAAAGCAAAUUCAACGUCUACAAGAGGAGCACUCUAAGACUGUAGAGUGUGUGAAGUCGGAGCAGGCUGUGGCGCUGGCCAACUCCCGCGCAGCGCUGGAGCGUGCGCACGCCGAGCGCACGCGCAACGCGCUGCAGCAGCUGCGCGCUGAGCACGAACACGACGCUAAGAAUGCUGACAGGAAACUGAGAGAGGUCACCACUAGAUUCGAGAACCUGAAAGAAGUGCUGGCGAGUAAAGAAGUGCAGUUUGAACAAGCAAUAGCUGAGGCUCACAGCAAAGCCGACUGGGACAUAAUGCAGCUCCGACAUCUCCUCGACAAGUCCGACAUCACCUACGCGAACAAGAUCGAAGAGAUGACGCAGCGGUAUGAGAGUGAGAAAGAAGCACUCAUCUCUGAAUGGACUCAGAAGGUGGCGGCCGUAGAAGAGGAAGCAGCAAACGCAGCAAUAGAAGCUAAGCAACUUCUAGAUCAAACUAGAAUGAAUUUAAUAGCUGAGAAAUUGGACCAAGUUAAUAAAUUGAAGGAACAGCAUCGACAAGACAUGGACGAUCAAUGGGAACAGUUCAUGAUAGACAAAGAGAGUUGCCUGUCUCGAAUGAAGUUGGAGUGCCGGCAGGAAGGAGAAGAAGAAAGAGUUAAGCGAGAGAAAGAACUGUUGGAAGAGAUUGAAGAAUUAAAAUUCAAAAUGCAGUCACAAGCCUCUGAAUACGACAAUUUGUCAGCGAGGGCUGCAUCUUGUGGCAGAACACUUGCAGUCACGGAGCAGGAACUCAGAGAGGCAUUGGCGAGGGAGAGGGAGCUUCGAGAGAAGCGAUCAGAAGAUGCGACGAAGAUUAAACAGGCGGAGAACGCUGCAAGGGAUCAGGUAGAACAUCUGACGAGGAAAUGCGCCUGUUUGAGGAAGCUUUUCGAUGAUAUGCGCAAUCGUCUCGCUGCCAGAGAAAGGGCUGCUGAACAGGAAGCCAAAGGCAGAGAGAAGGAGCUUCAUCAGCUCAGAGGAGAAGUUGCCAGACUUACCAAGAUACUUUUUGAGCAAAAUACACCAAAGUUAGGAGCACGUACACGGGCAGACGGUUGUGAGAUGAUCGUGCCAGAUGAAAUCACAGCUUCCGAACCACCGCGCCGCAAGGGUGGGACCCUCCGCACCCCCGAGCUGGCCCGGAAACGGCCAACAUUACCGGAACUGACGCCGAUCCCCCCGCAAGCGCGGCAAAGCGCCAUCGACAUACAAAACGGACGACGUCGCGCCAAAAGUGUUGACCUACCCGCUGUACAAGUGCCUGUCAGAAUUAAACAAUUAGAGGAGAUGCAUAUAAAAUGA
Arctia plantaginis is the source of this 3411-nucleotide messenger RNA. Lineage: Eukaryota; Metazoa; Arthropoda; Insecta; Lepidoptera; Erebidae. The record is from the annotation of a GenBank genome assembly.